AUGCGAGAAGGCACAGUAAACAGUAUUGAGGUGGAAGAUGACCCACUCGUAUGCUCUGCUGCCACUCUGGUGAAGAACAUUUCAUACAAAUAUAAAGAGGAACUAUCAGCACAUCUUAUUGUUGCUGGGUGGGACAAAAAAAAAGGAGGACAGGUCUAUGCGACACUGAGUGGUUUGCUGACCAGGCAACCUUUUGCUAUUGGUGGCUCUGGGAGUUUUUACAUUAAUGGGUUUGUUGAUGCAGAAUACCGAAAAAACAUGACAAAGAGAGAAUGUCAAGAGUUUGUAGUUAACGCUCUCACUCUGGCGAUGGGUCGGGAUGGCUCAAGUGGAGGCGUCGCAUAUGUUGUUACCAUUGAUAAAGAUGGAGCAGAAGAGAAGUGCAUUUUAGGAAAUGAACUGCCCAAAUUUUUUGAUGAGUAAAUUAAAUUUGCUUUGAUAUUAAAAGAAGAUUUCCAUGUAUAUUUGUAACCUAUAGCAGGACAAAAUACUUUGAAAUUGCAGAAAUGUUUGAAUUGUUUUGUUGAUAUUACAAACACUUGCAAAUACAUAAACAUAAAAACUCACUCCCUUAUGUGAACAGUGACUCUCAAAAUUUGAUAAUAAACCAUAUUGGA
Molecule: messenger RNA, 617 nt
Organism: Sinocyclocheilus grahami
Lineage: Eukaryota; Metazoa; Chordata; Actinopteri; Cypriniformes; Cyprinidae
Product: proteasome subunit beta type-9-like
Exons: 4
Coding region: 1-423 (140 amino acids)
Cellular component (GO): proteasome core complex; cytoplasm
Molecular function (GO): threonine-type endopeptidase activity
Source: RefSeq, a predicted model, not a curated record